This is a messenger RNA of Moneuplotes crassus, 2165 nucleotides long. The record is from the annotation of a GenBank genome assembly. Lineage: Eukaryota; Ciliophora; Spirotrichea; Euplotida; Euplotidae.
CAAAAAUGGAGGAGCCAGACCUACUCGAACUUGGAGCACCACCAGAAGAGGAAGAUGAGGAAAAGAAACCGAAUGAUAUUGAAGCUAUAGAUAUUGAACGGGAUAAUCUUCCUACUGGGCUUGAUGAACCUCCUUCUGUACUUGAAGGAGCUCAUGUUAACAGAGACCUUAUCAAAGUUGAACUUGAUAUCAAAUCUGCAGAGAAGAAUACACUUAUGACUGGAGAAGCCAAAAGAUUUGCAUAUCAAAAAGCAGAAGAUUUCCUAACAAGUUGUGACUCUAGUGAAACUUAUUCAGUUGAUUUCAGACAUUUCCCUAUAUAUUUUCAAACUGAUGAGGAAGCCCUUCAAACCUAUAACUCUUUAGGCUUAAUAAAGAAGCUUCAGUUCAAAAAGUGUGGGGCGAGAAGAGAUGAGAAUGGCUUUAUUAAUCAAUUCACGAUUGCAUGACACAUGAGAAAUACGAAAAAGUACAGAUAUGAUACUAAACUAGUUCUUAGAGACGGAAUUUCAGCUAUGCUUUGCCCUGUAAUCGCCAGGUUUAAGUGGGUAGAAUCUAAACAAUGCUACAUGAGAGAUGGUAAAUGCUGUAUAAAGCACUCUCAUCCUCCAGAAAUUAGGGACAGAUACCUUCUCCAGAAUCCUGAGGUUAAGUCUGAGAUUGCAAUGUAUGUUGAAUGAAAAAUUACAGCUGCUGAUGUUCAAAAAAUCAUCAACGAGAAGUACAAUUGAAAUGUAAAAUAUGGUGAAGUCUACAACCUAAUGAAGAAUAUCAAAUACGGCAAUUACAAGUUCAUGGCCAGUGCUAGCGAUGUAGAAAAAUUCGUAAACAUGAUUAAGGAAUAUAAAGUUGGCGAUCCUGAAAUGUCCUAUGAAAUUGAAUACGAUGAAGAAGACAAAACUCGACUGAACAAAGCCAUCUUUAUUACUGGAAAAAUGAAGAAAGUCUACCAAAAAUUUAGAGAUGUUGUGAUUGUUGAUGCAAUCUAUAAGACAAAUAAGCAUGAUAUGCCUCUCGUUGUAUUCUCUGGUGUUACAUGCGAAGGAAAUAAUAUCAUCUUCGCCUAUGCAUUUAUCAAGAAAGAAGAUAUUGAAAGCUAUCAAUGGGUCAUGAAGAAAUUUGUUUUCUAUAAUGACAGCUUGGAACCAGGAGUUGUCCUCACAGACUUUGAUUCAGCAUUAUGCCACGGGAUAGAAAGAUCAAUGAAUAAAUCAGUCCAUUUAUUAUGACAGUUCAGUAUUCAGCAACUUUUUAGGAGACAAUUUAUCCACCUGAGUAAAAGGAAGAGUGCAAGUGCAAAUAUGCUUUAUCGGCAUAUUAUCGAGACUAUAUCAACAAAUUCAUCUCAAAGAUUUCUUGAAUUACAGGAUAUCAUAUUCUCAUCUGAUGACCAUCUUAGUGAGGAAAAACUAGAGUAUCUUAGAUCAAUGUUUGCAAUAAAAGAAAAGUGGUCCAAUGCCUACAUCCCAAAUGUGUUUACAGCAAACACAAGAUGUAUUACCAGAGCACUGAGUAUCAAUGCCCAAUUGAAGCAAAGAAUUUUCGCCCGAUCAACGCUUUGUGAUGUAUUCACUCUUGGACUUGAUCUUUUCGAUAAAAUUCUGAGAAAAAUUAUCAGAGAAAUGUAUGUAGCUAGGAGAGAUGUGAGGCAUUCCCAUCCUAUAUUAACAUAUCUUGGGAACAUCUACUCAAAUCAUUCCUUCAAUCUCAUGCUGAUAGAAUAUGCUUUAAGCUUCUAUCACACAGUAUCUCGCCCUGAAAGCCAAGCAAAAACCUUCUGUGGCAGCUACAUAGUAAAAGAUAAUGCCAGUGAAGAAAAGGAUCAGUACAUGGUUCAAAUCAGGGAAUUCCAGACAAACGAGAGGGAUGGGUUCACCUCCCUCUUUGACAUCACUUGAAGAUGCAAAGAUUUCAAUCAUAAUCUCAUCUACUGUGAUCACAUAUUUGCUGUAAUUAACUGUCUUCAAAUAAAGAAUUUCUCCCAAUUCAAACAUAUUGAAAGAUGGGUUAAAUCAGAAGUGAUCUUAAAAGACAUCCUAACUGUGAAUCAGAGACAUCUCCAGGAUAUUACGAACAAUAGAAAGGCAAAAAUUGAUCCUGAAGUUCAGUCCCUUAUGAAAGUCCCAGUGCCUGUUAAGCAAGAGCAUUAUUAUAAUUUUCAAUAA